AUGUCGCAGGAGCCAAGCAAUAAGCGGGUUCGGCCUUUAGCACGGGUCACAUCCCUGGCGAACUUGAUCUCUCCUGUGAGAAAUGGUGCAGUUCGACGCUUUGGGCAGACAAUACAGUCGUUUGCCCUUCGCAGUGACAGCAAGUCUCCUAGCUGUGCCCAGAAGUCAUGUAGCAGAUCUGCUGCUCCUACUCCUCCUAAAAGAAGAAACAGCGUACUUUGGUCUGAGAUGUUAGAUGUCAACAUGAAAGAGUCCCUGAGCACCAAAGAAAUUAAGCGCCAGGAGGCGAUAUACGAAAUGUCCAGGGGAGAGCAGGACCUAAUCGAAGACCUGAAGCUUGCCAGAAAGGCCUAUCAUGAUCCCAUGCUGAAACUCUCUAUCAUGUCCGAGGAGGAACUCACCCACAUAUUUGGAGACUUGGAUUCUUAUAUUCCUCUCCAUGAAGACUUGUUGGCAAGUUUAGGAGAAGCAACAAAACCAGAUGGAACAGUGGAACAGAUUGGGCCCAUUCUUGUGAAGUGGUUACCACGACUCCAUGCCUACAAAGGUUACUGUAGCAAUCAGCUGGCAGCCAAAGCACUUCUGGAUCAGAAGAAGCAGGACCGGAGAGUGCAGGACUUCCUUCAGCGCUGCCUCGAGUCUCCUUUCAGCCGCAAGCUAGACCUUUGGAGCUUCUUGGACAUUCCUCGAAGUCGGCUGGUCAAAUACCCGCUGCUCCUAAAAGAGAUCCUGAGGCACACUCCCAAAGACCAUCCCGAUAUCCAGAUUCUGGAAGAAGCCAUAUCUAUAAUCCAAGGAGUCCUCUCUGACAUCAACCUGAAGAAGGGGGAGUCGGAGUGCCAGUAUUACAUUGACAAGCUGGAGUACCUGGAUGAGAAGCAGAAGGACCCGAGGAUUGAAGGCAGCAAAGCUUUACUGUGCCAUGGGGAGCUGAAGAAUAAAAAUGGACACAAACUCUACGUCUUCCUCUUCCAAGACAUCCUGGUUUUGACCCGGCCGGUCACUCGCAAUGAGCGUCAGGCCUACCAAGUGUACAGGCAGCCGAUCCCUGUCCAGGAGCUGCUCCUCGAAGACCUGCAGGAUGGCGAUGUGAAAAUGGGAGGAUCCUUCCGAGGAGCCUUUGGCAAUUCCGAUAAAGCUAAAAAUAUCUUCCGAGUUCGUUUCCAAGAUCCCUCCCCGGGCCAGUCCCACACGCUGCAGGCCAAUGAUGUCUUCCACAAGCAGCAAUGGGUUAAUUGCAUCCGAACCGCCAUCGCUCCCUUCCAGCGGACUGCUGCCGCAGCAGAGCUGAAGGAGCUGCCAGAGCUGAGCGAGGAGUCGGAGGAGAACAACCCCUCCGCGCCCAACAUCAAAGCCCAGAAGAGGCAGUCUGCCAUGUCUGGCGUAACCGACAUGGAGCUAGACGAAAGCACAUCCGAGUGUGGCUCCAUCCUGGACUCGGAGGAAGCCAAGGGCCUGAAAACACACAGAACACCAUCUGGGCACAGAAAAACGAGGGAGAAGCAGCUAAGUGGCAAGCAGAAAGAAACGCUUGUGUAAAGAGGAGCCCAGCAACAUCCUGGUGGAAGACUGUUUAUUUAUAAAUAACGUGUACAUUUUUCUUGUAAUGUGAGCAUGAUUGGAUUCACUCUACUGAACAGAAUAUUUCUUUGGGUUUUAUGUUGUAAUGGCAGCUACUGGUAUACAGUUAACGCUGUUGAACUGGAGUCUGUUUUUACAAACACGGCCACUUUGAACCUGGUUUUAAUGCUGUGAGUGAUUCAGAAGCCCUCGUGCUUUCGACUGCCCGUGGCAGAUUUGAAGAGCACGCUUUGGUUUCUGAAAGAUUUCCACGCGCGCUGUUUGAGGCUGGAAAGCAGUAAAGCUAAAGGGGAAGUCUGGGCCGUCACCGCGAGCCUGGCAGCACCUCCCUUUGCAGGGGGUUUGGAUCAAGAGUCCUUCUAAAGUGGACUCGAAACCUGAAUUCACGUUUUCUUCUUGUCUUGUACAGCGCAUGGUUUGCGGUGUACGGUUAUCAUAAUCCAUGCAACUCUUCAUGUUGAAAAAGGAGAAAAAAAAACAGACCCCAAGUUCAACAGGUUCUCAAUUUACCUACUGGAAUCUUUCAUCUUAGUGUGUCCUUUGUACAUUCCUCAUUUUCACUCUUGUAACCUGCCAGAUAUUUAAUUUUUUUAUUAGUUGUUUUGUUUCAAGUUUGGGGGUUUUUUGGUUUUCUUUGUUUUUCUCUUUUUUUUUUUUUUUUUUUUUUUACUUUUGUAGUUUGUUUUUGUUGUUGUUCAGACUUGGCAUUUCCUUUCAAGUACUUGAUCCUUCUUGCUCUGAGGUGUGCGUGUACAUACUGUUUCUCACGUCACUCCACAGUUCUGCGGAGCGCAGGCAAGCCAUGGCGUUACGAGCCGGUGGCUGGGAGGAGACGCUCAACGUACCCCGUUACGAUGAGCGACGUCAAUGGCUUGUGUGCGCUCCGGACUACUGAAAGAGAACUGCAUUGCUAACGGGGUUUAGGAAGGUUUUAGGCACGUUGUAAAGGGUGUGGGGAGGGAAGAGGAGCAGCAGCUAGAGGGGAAUAGCAGGGAGCGAAGGUAGAUUUUCUUGUUACUGUUGCCUUUUGGAAAUGAAACGCCUCCCGCAGGGAGGCAGGACUGGAGGCAACCAAGGGGUUAUUGCAUGUGGUAGAAAGGUAGAGAAAAGAAAGCGUUUGAAGCUGAUGAGGUGUAAGGACGGAAGAGAUAGUGGUUGUAUAUACUCGUAACGGCGACACUGCCAUGUUCUAGCGGUCCAAAGAUUCGUGUGAGGGGGUGCCAGCUUGGUAACUGCGCUGCAAAGCGUCGCAGGAAACAAAGCGGUGACAGAUUUGAGCAAAGCCGACAGGUUGUUCCUGUCAUUCGACUGGAGAUGAUGGGGCGAGGACAGCGAUCCCGCGAUAGCCGUCCUCGAGCCUUACCUGAAAUCCGUGCUCUGAGCACCGUAACUCGGGUGUAAAGGGUUAUUGCCUGUCACGUGUUCGGCCAGUAAUGUUGGAAAUGGGAAGAGGGUGUACAUAGACACAAACGUGUGGUUCUCUGUAAAUGUAUUGUACAGUUUCGAGUGCCAAGUACAAUUAAAUUCCUGACAGCCUCUU
Molecule: messenger RNA, 3121 nt
Organism: Aptenodytes forsteri (emperor penguin)
Lineage: Eukaryota; Metazoa; Chordata; Aves; Sphenisciformes; Spheniscidae
Gene: NET1
Product: neuroepithelial cell transforming 1
Exons: 10
Coding region: 1-1539 (512 amino acids)
Biological process (GO): intracellular signal transduction; positive regulation of Rho protein signal transduction
Molecular function (GO): guanyl-nucleotide exchange factor activity
Source: RefSeq, a predicted model, not a curated record